AUGGACCGAAGUUUGACUACCCCUUCGGCGUCCCCAAGCCAGAUUCAAAAAGAAAUACAAGAAAGUGGAAUCCCUAAGGAUGGCCUCCCUAGCUCCAGCCUCUGGAACGAAACCACUACUUCUGUUUAUCAAUACCUUGGUUUCCAAGUUCAAAAAAUUUACCCUUUCCAUGACAACUGGAACACUGCUUGCUUUGUCAUUCUGCUUUUAUUUAUUACAGUGAUAUCUUUAGUGGUGCUGGCUUUCCUUUAUGAAGUACUUGACUGCUGCUGCUUUGUAAAAAACAAAACUGUGAAAGACUUACAAAGUGUCAAACCAAACCACCCUCUUAGAAGUAUGAUGAACCAUAUCAGAAAACGAGAUGUUGAAGUGGUCUAG
Suncus etruscus (white-toothed pygmy shrew) is the source of this 378-nucleotide messenger RNA. RefSeq names its product small integral membrane protein 18 (gene SMIM18). Lineage: Eukaryota; Metazoa; Chordata; Mammalia; Eulipotyphla; Soricidae. The record is from RefSeq and is a predicted model, not a curated record.